AUGCCGCCAUUAAGCGACUUCAAUGGAGCCAUUGCCGGCCGCAACGUCAUUGUUGGCUCGCACUUCGAGACUGGCGCCACCAUGAACAAUUACUUCGGAGGCUACCCUAUAAUGCAUGGCAGCCGGAAACGCGUGCCCUUCUCCACCAUUCCGUUCGCACCAGACCGUGACUUCGUCGACCGGCCCGAGAUCCUAGAGUGGAUUCACGAUAAGUGUGUGGGACCAGGCGCUCGAGCAGCGCUGGUCGGUCUUGGCGGCGUAGGAAAGUCGCAGCUCGCUAUCCGAUACUCCUACGACGUCCGCGAUGCGUCGCUGCAAACGUACGUGUUCUGGGUGCACGCCAGCACUAGGGCCCGGUUCGAAGAAGCGUACAGACACAUUGCCGACAGGCUCGAGCUUCCCAGGCGAGACGAUCCGAACGUCGAUGUUUUACAGCUGGUCCGCAACUGGCUGUGUGACGAGACCAAUGGACAAUGGAUGAUGAUUGUUGAUAAUGCGGACGAUAUCGAGGUCUUCUAUCUGAAGCAAACGCGCACGGGGGACGAAUCCUCCCCGCCGGCACCUACACCACUUGCAACCUAUCUCCCUCAGAGCCGUAACGGAUCGAUCCUAAUCACCUCCCGAAGCAAAGAUGCGGCAGCCAGGCUGGCAGGAGGUUAUAGGAACAUCAAGGAAGUUUUUGCAAUGGACGAAACCCAGGCCUUGGACCUCUUCCGAAAUAAGCUAGGGUGCGCGUCAGACGAAGAAGGUGCCGUAGAUCUCCUACGUGCGCUCGACUACAUACCUCUUGCCAUUACACAGGCGGCAGCAUUCAUCAACCGGCGAGGCCGAAUGACGGCGUCCGGAUAUUUGGACGAAUUUCAAAGGAAUGAUAAGAAGAGAAAAAGCCUUCUUAACUGGGAUUCAGGAGAUCUUCGCCGAGAUGAAAGUGCAUCGAAUUCAGUGGUGUUAACGUGGCAGAUAUCGUUUGAGCACAUUCAUGAGCAGAGGCGCUCGGCUGCAGAGCUGCUAUCGCUUAUGAGCUUCUUCAAUCCGCAAGGAAUUCCAGAGUGGAUCCUUCGAAGGCACAGCAAGAGCGUGGCGAAAGCAGGCGAUGAAGACGAGGCUGAUAACGCGUUUGACGAGGACCUUGGUACUUUACAAUCGUACUCUCUUAUAACAGCAACAGCGGACAGAGAUGUGUGUGAGAUGCACGCUUUAGUACAGUUCUGCACGCGAGUGUGGCUUUCCUCAUUCAGCGAUGCAAAGAGGUGGAAGCAGAAGUUUUUAGGACUGAUGGCAAGAGAAUCUCCUCAGGCAGACUUUAAGAACUGGGUGAAAUGCCGGCAGCUACUUCCCCAUGUUGUAUGUUUAUAUGAGAGUGAGUUACCCAGCGAUGAGGCAGUGAAAAAGUGGGCUCUGAUGCUUAACAACGCUGCGUGGUACAUGCAAACGGGGCUGGGGAAGUACGACGAAGCGGAGAAACUGAACCGGCGAGUACUGGAAGGAUGCGAGAAGGAGCUGGGUGUACAGCACCUAGUUACGCUGACGAGCGUGAGCAACCUAGCGUUAGUGCUACAAUAUCAGGGAAAGUACGACGAAGCGGAGAAACUGAACCAGCGAGCACUGGAAGGAAGCGAGAAGGAGCUAGGUGUACAGCACCCAGAUACGGUGACAAGUGUGAAUAACCUAGCGAUAGUGCUACAGUAUCAGGGAAAAUACAAUGAAGCGGAGAAGCUGUAUCAGCGAGCACUGAAAGGAUGUGAGAAGGAGUUGGGUAAAAAGCACCCAGAUACGCUGACGAGCGUGAGCAACCUAGCGAUGGUGCUACGCUUUCAGGGGAGGUACGACGAAGCGGAGAAAUUGAACCGGCAAGCGCUAGAAGGGAGGGAGAAGGAGUUGGGUAAAAAGCACCCAGAUACGCUGACGAGCGUGAGCAACCUAGCGAUGGUGCUACGCUAUCAGGGGAGGUACGACGAAGCGGAGAAAUUGAACCGGCAAGUACUGGAAGGAUGCGAGAAGGAGUUGGGUGUACAGCACCCAGAUACGCUGACGAGCGUGAGCAACCUAGCAGUGGUGCUACGGGAUCAAGGGAAGUAUAACGAAGCGGAGAAAUUGAACCGGCGAGCGGUGGAAGAGAGAGAGAAGGAGCUGGGUGUACAGCACCCAGAUACGCUGAACUCCAUCUACGGUCUUGCUUGUCUUCUAGACAAACAGAAGCGGUAUACCGAGGCAUCAGAACUCUAUCAGAGAGCGUGUGACGGUUACAAGCAGAAGCUCGGUUCUCAGCACCCGACAGCCAUUAAGUGUCUCAAUGACUUUACGGCUAUGCAACAGGAGGCAGAGGAGGAAGGACUAAGACGUAGCAGGACUUUCAAUAACAACCACAAGGCGGCACUUGGAUAA
Messenger RNA from Talaromyces amestolkiae, 2385 nucleotides. RefSeq lists its product as uncharacterized. Gene Ontology annotation, cellular component: kinesin complex. The record is from RefSeq and is a predicted model, not a curated record. NCBI's taxonomy places the organism in Eukaryota, Fungi, Ascomycota, Eurotiomycetes, Eurotiales, Trichocomaceae. The transcript has 3 exons. Gene Ontology annotation, molecular function: protein binding. The coding region runs from base 1 to 2385 and encodes 794 amino acids.